Elephantulus edwardii (Cape elephant shrew) is the source of this 1807-nucleotide messenger RNA. It is a transcript of the gene GPR22, whose product is annotated as G protein-coupled receptor 22. The coding region runs from base 227 to 1528 and encodes 433 amino acids. The transcript has a single exon. Gene Ontology annotation, molecular function: G protein-coupled receptor activity; peptide binding. Gene Ontology annotation, cellular component: membrane. Gene Ontology annotation, biological process: G protein-coupled receptor signaling pathway. NCBI's taxonomy places the organism in Eukaryota, Metazoa, Chordata, Mammalia, Macroscelidea, Macroscelididae. The record is from RefSeq and is a predicted model, not a curated record.
AGAUAAAAUCCAGUUACCUUUUACAUGAAAGCAAUGCAAUCUUGAUGUUUCUUAAUUUUGCAUUAGUAGUUACAACCUUAGAAAUCAAAUGAGUUGUUAGAUGCACAAUGGAAAAAAAAAGCAUUUUACAAAGAACACAUGUUUUAUACAAGUCAUUUAACUUGACAAAUAUCAAAUAGUUUAUUCUAUUUCACUUUCUAGGAAAAACACCAACUGCUCCAAAAGAAUGUGUUUCUCUCCCAUUCUGGAAGUCAACAUGCAGUCUGAAUCUAACAUUACAGUGCGAGAUGACAUUGAUGACAUCAACACCAAUAUGUACCAACCACUCUCAUAUCCAUUAAGCUUUCAAGUGUCUCUCACCGGAUUUCUCAUGUUAGAAAUUGUGUUGGGACUUGGCAGCAACCUUACCGUUUUGGUACUUUACUGCAUGAAAUCCAACUUAAUCAACUCUGUCAGUAACAUUAUUACAAUGAAUCUUCAUGUACUUGAUGUAAUAAUUUGCGUGGGAUGCAUCCCUCUAACUAUAGUUAUCCUUCUGCUUUCACUGGAGAGCAACACUGCUCUGAUCUGCUGUUUCCAUGAGGCUUGUGUAUCUUUUGCAAGCGUCUCAACAGCAAUCAACGUUUUUGCCAUCACUCUGGACAGAUAUGACAUUUCUGUAAAACCUGCAAACCGAAUUCUGACAAUGGGCAGAGCUGUAAUGUUAAUGAUAUCUAUAUGGAUUUUUUCCUUUUUCUCUUUCCUCAUCCCUUUUAUUGAGGUAAAUUUCUUCAGCCUUCAAAGUGGAAAUACAUGGGAAAACAAGACACUUUUGUGCGUCAGCACAAACGAAUACUACACUGAACUGGGGAUGUAUUACCAUCUGCUGGUACAGAUCCCAAUAUUUUUUUUCACUGUCGUAGUCAUGUUAAUCACAUACAGCAAAAUUCUACAGGCUCUUAAUAUUCGAAUAGGCACAAGAUUUUCAACAGGGCAGAAGAAGAAAGCAAGAAAGAAAAAGACAAUUUCUUUAACCACGCAACAUGAGACUACAGACAUGUCACAAGGCAGUGGUGGGAGGAAUGUAGUUUUUGGUGUAAGAACUUCAGUCUCUGUCAUAAUUGCCCUCCGGCGAGCUGUGAAACGGCACCGUGAACGACGAGAGAGGCAAAAGAGAGUCUUCAGAAUGUCUUUGCUGAUUAUCUCUACAUUUCUUCUCUGCUGGACACCAAUUUCUGUUUUAAAUACCACCAUUUUAUGUUUAGGCCCAAGUGACCUUUUGGUAAAAUUAAGAUUGUGUUUUCUAGUCAUGGCUUAUGGAACAACUAUAUCUCACCCUCUCCUAUAUGCAUUCACUAGACAAAAAUUUCAAAAGGUUUUGAAAAGUAAAAUGAAAAAGCGGGUUGUUUCGAUAGUGGAGGCUGAUCCCAUGCCUAAUAAUGCUGUAAUCCAUAACUCAUGGAUAGAUCCGAAAAGGAACAAAAAAAUUACUUUUGAAGACAGUGAAAUCAGAGAGAAAUGCUUAGUACCUCAGGUUGUCACAGACUAGAGCAAAGUCCAAGUUUCACCAAAAUCACAUUCAGAUGAGUUUUAAAUUAAAAUUGUAAAAAAUAAAAUUACUGCCAAAUAUAAGAAAAUAAUUUUUAAGUACCAGUUAUGUUGUAAAUUUUCAAUGUAAAUGUCAUUUAGAUUAGGUCAUAUAUAUUCAAUUUCUUCAUUAAUGUAUUUGUUGCAUGGCAGUUUGUUGAAAUAUUUUGUCAAUAUUAUGUCCAUCAGAAGAUAUUAAUGUAAGUCAUAUUUUCUAAAGAAUAAAUACAUAGCCUUAAAA